AUAUACAUGAAGUAUGCUGACAGAAGUGUGUUUCUCCAUCAUCUUUGAAAUUGCUUGAUGUACAGCAAGUGUUUUGGAGAAAGUUAAAUUUAUAAACUCAUUUUACAUUGCUCAACUCUUGUGGAUAGGAUAGGCCGGGAAAUUUGAAACUGAUGAUGAAGGUGUAAGAACCCUUACAUUUGCUGAAAACACAAUAAGCAUGGAUGCACAUACAUGUAUGGUGUAUAAAAGUACAUUCAUGACUAUACUUUAAGUUUAAAGCUUAGCCUGAAUAACGGUAAAUGGUUACAUGAUAAUUUUAAAGCAACAUGGAUUUGCAUUUUAGAUUAAUACAGGGAUUGUCAGCUUUCCUCAUCAAAAAUUAUCAUACAUCCCUGUAAACAACAUUUUACAUUAUAUUGAAGUGUGUAUAAAUAUUUGUGACAGACUUUUCCAGUACUGCAUGAAAACAACAUAAGAAUAUAAUCAGAUUAAAUGUUAAUCUAAUUACACUGAAAAUGCACAUUUUGCAAAUACAUGUGUACCAUCUGGCAGUUAAUUACUUCGUCAAAGAUUUUUAUCUUUGACUGUAUGACUGUUUCCUUUAGUCAUUAUCUCCUUCAACAUGUGGCUAUACAUGUAUACGUGUAGACUAGUAAUGUGUUAAUAUUAUCUUUUCAGGCAAAUCCGACACAUCCCGUCUUAAAGAUAAAAAAGUCAUAUUUAUAGUGGGCGGUCCAGGCUGUGGCAAAGGUACACAGUGUGCCCGAAUCGUGGAGAAGUAUGGCUAUACCCAUUUAUCAACAGGUGAUCUACUACGGGAUGAGGUCUCUUCAGGGUCAGCACGUGGUAAAAAGCUGGCCAAAAUCAUGGAGAGAGGAGAUCUGGUGCCCAAGAACAUAGUAUUACAGCUGCUGAAGGAAGCCAUGCUGGCUAAGGCUGCAACCUCCAAGGGAUUCCUCAUAGAUGGCUACCCAAGAGAGCUUGACCAAGGAAUCAAAUUCGAGAAGGAGAUAACACCUUGUGAGUUUGUGCUGUGUUUUGAUGUGGAUGAUGAUGUGAUGACACAGAGACUGAUGGACCGUGGGAAAACAAGCGGAAGAGCAGAUGACAAUGAGGAAACCAUUAAAAAGAGGCUGUCGACAUUUCACAACAUCACAAAGCCAGUUAUUGAUCACUAUGCUAAGCAGGAUAAAGUGCGAAGGGUCAAAGCAGAAGGAAAUGUGGAUGAUGUCUUCAAGCAAGUAGAGAAGAUAUUUGAUUCCAUGGAUCCAGGUUAG
Liolophura sinensis is the source of this 1259-nucleotide messenger RNA. Its product is annotated as adenylate kinase isoenzyme 1-like. The record is from RefSeq and is a predicted model, not a curated record. The coding region runs from base 849 to 1259 and encodes 136 amino acids. NCBI's taxonomy places the organism in Eukaryota, Metazoa, Mollusca, Polyplacophora, Chitonida, Chitonidae. Gene Ontology annotation, molecular function: ATP binding; nucleobase-containing compound kinase activity. The transcript is spliced from 5 exons. Gene Ontology annotation, biological process: nucleobase-containing compound metabolic process.